Haliotis rubra (blacklip abalone) is the source of this 1122-nucleotide messenger RNA. Its product is annotated as dynein light chain Tctex-type 5-like. NCBI's taxonomy places the organism in Eukaryota, Metazoa, Mollusca, Gastropoda, Lepetellida, Haliotidae. The transcript is spliced from 2 exons. Gene Ontology annotation, biological process: microtubule-based movement. The record is from RefSeq and is a predicted model, not a curated record. Bases 369 to 926 code for a protein of 185 amino acids. Gene Ontology annotation, cellular component: cytoplasmic dynein complex; cytoplasm. Gene Ontology annotation, molecular function: dynein intermediate chain binding.
UUGAGAUAGCGUUCUGUGAAUUGGAUUCAGUCUGUGCAUUGGAUUCAUAUUUGAAAAGAAGCUGUUGCAGUUGCGGAAUAUCUGAAGGUGAAAUAUGACUCUUUAACGCUUCUUGUGUGUCAUCUAUAUCUUCCACGGAAUGUUGAAGACUGAUUGGUUUAAAUUUUGACAGUAGCAGAGGUUUUAUCGAGGAUAACGACAUAUUUGAGGAAAAAGAACUGUCAAUAGACCUCUGUAAGGACAGAUCUUACACCACAAUUUUGAAAACGUCCUGGAAGAGUAGUAGAGACCCGAACAAUUCAACCUUGACAUUGUCUUCUUCAUCAUACGAUUGUGCCCGACAGUGAAAUCGAGAAGACAGAUUCAAAAUGGCGCGCAGACAAUCCAUCUUACGUAAUGAACUGCCGGGGAUACCCAGUCCCCACCCCGGGGAUGACAGAAGGAAGAGUCUGUUCCCCAUCCUCCCCAAUCACAGACGCAGCAGCGUGGCUGGAGGAGUUGCUGGGUUUUUGGCCGCGAGGAAGUUCAAGAAGAUGGGGAAAACGGAAGGUUCCCCCAGCCAAGCCCAGGUUAACUAUGAGCCCACGUACAGAAUGGAGCCCAAGGUCAAGUUCACCGUGUUCACUGUCCACAGUAUGUUGAAGGAGAUUCUGGAUGAGAGGUUGAACGGGUUCAGUUACAACCCCAAGUUCUGCGUGACUAUGACUCAGGUGCUGACUGACGAGAUCAAGGACCGCAUGAAGCAGAUGAGCUGGGACCGGUACAAGCUGGUGGUGGUGGUCAUGCUCGGGGAGAGGAAGGACCAGGACGUCAUGGUCACCAGCAGGUGCGCCUGGGACCCCAAGGUGGACAGCUUCGCCACCUACACCUUCACGAACAAGACCCUGUUCUGUACAGCUUCCGCUUACGGUAUCUACACGGAAUAGAGUAGGCAACUGCUGAUGUCAUCUGUUUGCUGCAGACUGAGGACAAUACGACAAUAUCUGCCACUAUCUGGGUAGCAUGAUACAUUAAGUCAUCGGGUGUAGAAAAAGAGGCAGAUGUUUGUAAAUGUGUAUGUUAAUGUGUACGAGGGCAGCCCGUCGUAUCUAAACAUAUGUUCAGUAUACUGGUGACACUGGU